Molecule: messenger RNA, 2815 nt
Organism: Stylophora pistillata
Lineage: Eukaryota; Metazoa; Cnidaria; Anthozoa; Scleractinia; Pocilloporidae
Product: kelch-like protein 7
Molecular function (GO): protein binding
Source: RefSeq, a predicted model, not a curated record
UGUGUACCGUAUAUCAUUCGCUGACUUCCUAAAAUUUUAGAGAAUAUGGAAGGCACUGUCGUCACCAUGGAGCCACGAACAGGUAUGAACAGAAGGAAACAUCAACAGCAGCAAGACAUGCUUCGAACUAUGAAUUCGUUUCGGAAAUCACGAACAUUUUGCGAUGUAUUUCUCGUCGUCGAAAAUGGCACACUGCCGGCCCACAAGGUGGUUCUGGCUGCGAAUAGUUCUUUCUUUAAAGCUUCGUUUACGUUCGAGUUGACCAAGGAAAAAUCCACCAGUGAAGUAGAAGUGAACCUGCGGGUGUUUUAUCUCGACGGCAUGGAGGAACUUUUGAAUUUUAUUUACACAGGGGAGUGCGGAGUUUCGGAGAAAAAUGCCGAACAACUUUUGGCCAUGGCCGACUAUUUCGAUAUUCCCAGCCUAAAAGAAACUUGUGCGGAGUUCUUGAUGAUAAGCCUCAAGCCAUCAAACUGUUUAUGGAUUCAGGUUUUUGCCAAAAGAUACAACCAUGAAUUGUUAUACGAAGCUGCCACUGAAUACAUUUGCAAUAACCUUUCGUCCAUUUGGAAAACAAAUGAGUUCUUAUGUUUCGAUUUUAUCGACGUGGAAGAGCUUAUUUGUGGGGAAAGACUCGUAAUCAAAACGCAGAGAGGCGAAGAAGAAGUGUUCGAAGGAAUAAGGGCAUGGGUAAAACACGAUUCAGAAAACAGAGAGAAUUUCUUUGAAGAUCUUUUCCGACAUGUUCGCUUGUCGGCCAUGUCAAUUCAAUUCAUCUCCGAGUUCAUCGAGUGUGACGAACUUGUCACGCAAAGUCACGACAGUCAAAGUUUGGUCACAGCAGCGCUUCGUAUCCCGGAUGAAGCGCGUGACGAGCCUCGCGGUGUCACUGAGAGCAUUGUACUUCUCAGCAAAAACGGCUGUUGUUCUUGUUUUACUCCAGCCACAGGAAUGUGGUAUGACUUGGCCCGACUGCCAAGCUUCAACGAACCUAGAGCAAUAACAAUUUGCGAAGGCCUUCUGUUCGCCAUUGGCUGGCAGGAUGAUCGCCUGACGAUCGAAAAUUUCGAUCCACAGAUAAACACGUGGUCUGAAGUGCUAUCGACUUUGACAAACCUUCCAACGGCAGCUGUGAGUGUGGACGACAGCAUAUUUCUUCUCAAGGAAAAUGGCCUGACUCGUUUUAAGCCAGUAGACCAUUCGUGGGAAGAUAUGGCCCCAAUGGACUCCUCGCGACGGGGCUUGUGUGCGGUUUCCCUGAACGGCCUUGUUUACGCGAUUGGGGGCCACGAUGGACUUAGGCAGCUAGGGCUUAAUAUCGUGGAGCGGUAUGACCCUCAAAGAGACCAAUGGGAGUAUGUUUCCCCGAUGGACGAGAGACGCGCCUUUGCAAGUGCGACUGUAACGAGCAACAAAAUAUUUGUGGUAGGAGGUACUGGGGACCACUUUCUACCGCUACAAAAUUGUGAGUUGUAUGAUCCUAUAACGAACAUGUGGAGUCUUCUCUCUGCAGAGUUGUGUGUUCCACGCUCACACGCCGCUCUCGGAAAAGCAAAGAGAAAGAUCUUCGUGUUCGGAGGAACUUACAGUAACGGUAUCGUGGAGUACUUUGACAGAGAAAAUGAGGCAUGGACGGAAAUCGGAAAGAUGCCGUCCACGUUGUCCUACAAUCACGCAUGCGUCACGUGGUUACCGAAGGCCAUGCUUAAAUCACUAAGAGGCAGUAAGCUACUUUGUGAUCAACAGAAGGGGUAGAUACUGGACAGUUUAAAAGCGGCCGAAGUAAGGACACAAAUCGUUAAGCUCUAAUAAUGACCAGCAUCUAAUUUCUCGGCAACAGUAAUACGAAUUUUCCUUGUCAGUACCUAGGAAAAUGUAUAGAGUAGGGUAGGAAGAAUAUGGAUAUUAAUGAUUGGGUGUAAAAGUUCAAUAUGCUAAAGUAAUCUUGUGAAUUUAGGUCGCUAUCCAAGUAAGGUUGUUUAAGAAUGGUAUUGCAUUAGCCAAGCGGUUGUCAUUUGUUUUCAUAACCGGAAAGGGUCAUUUAUCGUUCUCUCUGUCUUAAACACGUUUGUAAAUAAGGCUAAUUUUUCAAGAAAUUAUGUACAGAAAGUAUUUGUAAAGAUAGUGCGUCGCUUUCAGUAUUCAAAGAUUUUCGCAGGCUGUUUAAGUCAUAUGUUUGUAUCUUAAUCGCUCAUUCUUCAAUACAGCGUUUAUGAUUGGAUUUGUACCCAGGUGCAAAGCUCGUUUCUUUUCCAGAAGUUGUUUGAUCGUGUCACGCAGCCUGCUCUUUCUGGGAAGGUAAUGCGUUGCGUGACCAGACCAAACGACGACUGCGAAGAGGACUCGAGAGACUGCCGCCAGUUCGAGGAAAGGUUUUGUGGUCAUUUCUUCGCACUAUAUUCUAUAUUUGUCGCCGUAGGAAAAUUCCUAACUACUAAUACUGAUUUUUAAAUUAAUACUAAGAGUCCCCCAAACUUUUAGUGUAUUGGAACAAUAAUUUGCCCGGUAACUUGACACUUGUCGCGUGAAACAGGGACAAGCACCCCUUGGAAACAGCUCGCUGUCUAUUAGGGGUUUUUAAACGCCCCUUAGCCCCACUACUAAUUAAUAAGGUAAUAAUUCUCUCUAGUAGGCAAUGUUAUUUCCUUGUAAGUUCGAUAAGAGAAUUUUAUUACCUAAAAAUUAAAAGAAAGCUACCAGUUUCCUUUAAAAUCAUCAACAACACACUUUCUCCGAUUUGCGUGCACGUGGACUUGUCUGCAUCUUACGCCUGGACACAUACAUUGCAACAACAAACAUCAAUCAAACCGCAACU